Messenger RNA from Westerdykella ornata, 5085 nucleotides. RefSeq lists its product as uncharacterized. The record is from RefSeq and is a predicted model, not a curated record. Gene Ontology annotation, cellular component: intracellular membrane-bounded organelle. NCBI's taxonomy places the organism in Eukaryota, Fungi, Ascomycota, Dothideomycetes, Pleosporales, Sporormiaceae. Gene Ontology annotation, biological process: transmembrane transport; phosphatidylinositol dephosphorylation. Bases 116 to 4924 code for a protein of 1602 amino acids. The transcript has 8 exons. Gene Ontology annotation, molecular function: phosphatidylinositol-3,5-bisphosphate 5-phosphatase activity; transmembrane transporter activity.
CAUCAACCUCUCCACACCAUCAUGCUCUAGAUCUAUUAGCCCUAGAUGCUACAGACGUACCUGGAUAUAUGGUCUAUAAGCUUACGCCAGGAGGGUGUGUAUUUGGCGUUAUAAUAUGCUGGCCCAAUCCAGAGCACCGGCAAUUCCUCCUUCUCACGACCACGACUCAGAUAGCUCGAAUGGCCACUAUUCGCGCCCUGCAUCCCUAGAUGCUCGAUCCAAUGUGUCUCUAUCGUUAUCCGAAGGCGAAAAUGCCUACGAAUUGCAACCUCUCUCAUCAGAAAACUCUAAGAGGCAUGGUGGCGCAGUCGAAGAUGAUGAGGAACCUGGCAGCGCAAUGCUGAAACCACGAAGGCUGUCCCUGAGCUCGAUACAAAGCUAUGAACUUUACACACCGGAUGAAGACCGCUCUGUGCGGAGAAAACUGGAUAGAAGAUUGGUUGGCUUCAUGGCUCUGCUGUAUAUGCUGAGCUUCCUGGAUAGAUCCAACAUUGGCAAUGCGCGUAUAGCAGGCCUCAGUGAGGAUCUCAACCUCAGCUCCAAGCAGUUUGGAUGGCUGCUCUGGGCCUUCUACAUCACCUACAUCAUCUUCGAAUGGAUGACUCUCAUGUAUCGACUUGUUCCAGCUCACAUAUACAUUUCACUUUGUAUCCUGUCUUGGGGGAUCAUUGCCUCUGGGCAAGCGAUAGCGACGUCAUUCCCCGUUCUAUUAAUUCUUCGGGCGCUUCUAGGAAUAGGCGAAGCAGCUUUUGGGCCUGGUGUCCCAUUCUAUCUUUCCUUUUUCUUCAGGCGAAAUGAGCUGGCUUUGAGAACGGGACUUUUUAUCUCUGCUAGCCCUCUGUCUGCGUCUUUUGCUGGUGCUUUGGCAUGGCUAAUCACCACACUUGGAGAAGAAGGGCCUAUCAGACCAUGGAGGCUACUCUUCUUGCUCGAGGGGUUCCCGAGUGUCAUUGUGGCUGUCUGGGCUUGGAGCUUCGUGCCUGACGGACCUGGGACAGCGAGAUGGUUGACGACAAGGGAAAAAGAAGUAGCAGUCCUGAGGCUUAGGAAAGAGCGCGAAGAAUCAGAGGAGCAGUCUGAACGAGAGAAAUUCAGACGUACGUCUGAGACACCCAGGGGUGUGAAUUUCAGUGAGGUCCUUCAGACCCUCAAGGACCCGAAGUCUUACAUCACUGCAUUUAUGUUCUUCAGUUGCAACGUGGCAUUCAGUUCCAUGCCAGUCUUUAUGCCCACGAUCAUCCGGGAGAUGGGAUACUCCUCUAUACACGCCCAGGCCCUCUCGGCGCCUCCUUACCUUUUCGCGUUCGCCGUAGUCAUCUCAACAGCAUAUCUCUCCGACCGACACCGCUCGCGCUCCAUGCCGUUAAUCUUCCAUUCUUUGCUAGCGUGUAUGGGUUACUCCAUCCUCACCAUUACCGGGUACUACAAAAUGCCCGACACUACCAUCCGCUACAUCGCACUGUAUUUUGCGACAGCCGGCUUCUUCUCCGCCAUCACCAUCAUCAUUACCUGGACGAUUAACAACCAAGAAAGUGAUAGUAAGAAGGGGACAGGUAUGGCCAUUCUCAACGUUAUCGGUCAAACUGGACCACUUGUAGGGACCAGCAUCUUUCCGAGAGAAGACGGCCCUUGGUAUUUCAAGGGUAUGGCUAUAUGCGCAGCAUUUAUGCUUGUUGUUUGCAUCUUGACCGUGAUAUUGAGGCUGGUGCUUCAAAAGCAAAAUCAAAAUAAGAGGGAAGAAAGAAGUGCCGUGUAUGCUGGUGUGCCGCUCGAGGAAGGCGGUUUGACGAUGGUUCUGCCUAGUUGUACCAAUAUGGACGCUCCAAGGUCCGACUCCCAGAGCCGGGAGCGAACGGACUCUAUAGCGGCAUCUAUAACGGUCACAGAGUCCAGCUUUCCUGACAGAGGUAGUGAGAGCACAGUGGAUUCGCCACUGACCUCUGCGGCGGACCCAGGCGAGCUGCCUUCAAGUGACUUCAAGCCGGAGGCAGACCUGGAGAAAGCGCCUGGUGUGCAACGUGGUGCCACGGAGCCUACCAAAUUUGGCGGAGAGGAGGAGGACCCAGCUGUCCUGGUUUCUUAUGCAAGGUCCGGAAGCCCAUCCGCGAUGCAGAGGAGCACUGUGGAGACUGUGCAUAAGGGCGGGGAGGAGGUGAUCAACAGGAUGCACAAGUUCUCGCUCUAUGAAACGAGCACGCGGUUUUACCUUGUUGGCGCGGACAUCAUGGACAAGCACUAUCGGGUUCUGAAAAUUGAUCGCACCUCGCCACCUGGGCAUCUCAAUAUCUUCGAGGACGAUAUCAUUUACAGUAAACGGGAAAUGAAUCAGCUUUUGAACGCUAUUGAUGACGGCAACAAGGGAACCGGAGGUAUGAAACUUAAAUGUAGUGCAUGGGGGGUCCUAGGCUUCAUACGCUUCACAGAGGCAUACUACAUGCUGCUCGUCACCAAAAGGGCACAAGUAGCAAUGAUUGGCGGCCACUACGUCUAUCAAGUAGACGGGACUGAGCUGAUACCUCUUACCACUGGAUCGACAUCGCGCUUCCAGAAAGACAGAAACCCAGAGGAGGCUCGUUUCUUGAGCAUCCUGAACAAUCUGGAUCUGAAUCGGUCAUUCUACUUCAGCUAUUCCUACAAUAUAACCCGCAGCCUUCAACAAAAUAUGAUCCACGAGCGAAAGGCGCUCAACGAGGGACGCGUCAAGCCCGACCCGGAUUUUCAGGAUAUGUUUGUCUGGAACCACUACCUUCUGGAUCCUGCUCGAGACGCCCUCAAGAAUGUGUACGAUUGGUGUCAUCCAAUAAUACACGGCUAUAUUGAUCAGUCAUCCCUCGAUAUCUAUGGCCGCAGGGUUUACAUCACGAUCAUCGCACGACGAUCUCGAUUCUUCGCUGGAGCACGGUUCCUCAAGCGGGGAACCAAUGAUUUGGGCUACGUUGCCAACGAUGUCGAGACGGAACAGAUCGUGUCGGAUGUUUUGAAUACGUCCUUCCACGCGCCUGGCCCCCGGUUGUACACAAGCCCUAAUUAUACAUCCUAUGUCCAACACCGUGGAAGUAUCCCCUUGUAUUGGACCCAGGAUAAUACCGGUGUGACACCCAAGCCGGAUAUUGACCUCAACCUUGUCGAUCCGUUUUACACUCCUGCGGCCCUUCACUUUGACAAUCUAUUCCAGAGAUAUGGAUCUCCGGUAUACGUUUUGAACCUCGUCAAAGCUCGGGAACGCAUCCCACGAGAGUCGAAAUUGCUACAAGAGUAUAAAACCGCAAUUGACUAUCUCAAUCAGUCGCUUCCGCAGAAUCAUAAGAUUAUAUAUGAGGCUUUCGACAUGUCAAGAGCUUCCAAAACUCGCGGUCAGGAUAAAGUCAUCCGAGUUACCGGCUUCUUCCAUAACGGUGAGACAAACGUCGAUACUCCUCGCGUGCAGAAUGGUGUCGCGAGAACCAACUGUAUCGAUUGUCUUGAUAGGACCAAUGCCGCGCAGUUUGUGAUAGGAAAGCGGGCACUGGGUCGCCAGCUCCAUGCGCUGGGGGUCAUUUCGGGGAAGACAGUGGAGUUUGAUACUGACUGCGUUGAGAUCUUCACGCGCAUGUUCCACGACCAUGGUGACCAGAUCGCGAUCCAGUAUGGAGGUUCUCACUUGAAUAGCUCAAGGGAUAUGAUGGAGAGCUUCAAGAGAUAUUAUCACAACUCUUUCCUCGAUUCGCAGCGGCAAGAGGCAUACAACUUAUUCCUAGGAAACUACAUCUUCACGCAAGGGCAGCCGAUGCUGUGGGAUCUCCAGACGGACUAUUACCUUCAUCAUGAAGAUCCGCGCACGUGGCUCAGCAAGAUCCGACGCAACUAUAUCAGCUGGUUCACUGCGGAGCACCUUGAAAAGCGAGUCCUUCCUCCGCUCACCGGCGAAUGGUCCCAGAAAAAGCUUGACCAUGGAAGUGUAGCCCGGCAUGAUGACUACUGGCUCGAAUACUACCGUCCUCUCGCCUUAUCCUCCUUUCUCAAGGUUUUUGCGUACCGUUUGAACGACAAGUCCGGCCCUCAGCGGCCGGAUAAAACCAUCCCACUGCAUCCGGAAGAUUUCUCUCCCUUCGUCGUGCGCAGGAAUCGAAAUGACCAUCACUCGCCCAAGAAGAUACGAAAGGGAGUCACCAUCGUCGACCCGUCCAGCGAAACCGACUCGGGCCCCAACACCGCCGCACCCCAUCUCCCUCCCACAUCCACCGAUUACGACUCUCCAACGACGCAUUCCAUCCUCCGCGAGUCGCACUUUGAAACCGAACUUCCGCUUUCCGCACCAACGCCACGGCCUGCCUAUCCUUCCCUCACAACGUCCUCGUCUACUGGCUUUGGCUCCGGCGCACCAAGGAAUUUUGUCCCGGCGGACAAGGCGCUCAUGAAUCAGUGGACGCUCACGCAAUUCUACGAGAACAGCCUCAAUCCCUCCGUCUCACUGGGCGAACAGGACGAAUACAGGCGGUACAUUGAGCAUCCGCUAAAUCUGCCCUUGGUGGUAAGCAGUGAGACGGCGUCCGCCGACGACCCCAGCGCGCUUGAAUACUACGAGUAUCUGAACAUGGGCGAGGAGCAGUGCGAUGGACUAGGUUCAGGUCCCGCGCAUGUGGAAAAGGAGCCCGCCAUACAGCCAUUCGACGGACCCAACAGAAACGAAGCAGACAUGAGCUCCAGGCGCGCCUCAGUAGCAAGUAUCCCCUUCUCGCUCAUGUCGGAAAAGUUCACCGUUCCCCCCGAAGAUAUCGAGGAGUUUGAAACGUACCUCCGCGUCGAGGAGAAUCCGCUCGAUGUGCGCGACGAGGAUCGGCAGAAGAAGCGGUAUAAGGCGUAUCGGCAGUGGUUGAGGGGGAAGAGCUUCUUCAAGCAGAGUAAGGUGGAUCCGGAGUGGAGGGCGCAGUUGGUGGGGCGGUAGGGAGUUGUGCUCUCGUUUCUUCUUUUUUCGGUGUUCGCCGUUAGGUUUCCCGUUGAGAUGUUUGGGUAUGCGUAGGUGGAUGGUUAGAAUAGAUACCAAGCAUCUGAUGGCCUGCACUUAUAGUUGUCCUCGUCUGUUACAAUGUGAUCCAGAUAUUUGAC